AUACCAUAACGAGCUUGGCAGAAACGGUUUGGACAUAGGGAGCAUUGGAUUGAUUUUCGUGGAUAUUUUAGUAAAUAUUGAUAACAAAUCGUGUGGAAAGUGAUAGAGAUGGGGAGGAAUCGAUUUUAUCGAAAAAUUCGAUAAAAUUAUGUUUAUUCAGAAUAAACAUGGGAACGAUUUUAAUUGAAGAAAAGUUAAAGGAAAAUUAAAGGAAAUAUAUUGAUGAAAAAAUUUGAAAUUAACGAAACAGAUAAACAAAGCAAUUAGAUCCAUGUGAAAAUCGAUUUGAUAUUAAUUUAAAGUGAAUUAUUGUUGUUUUGAUCAGAAACCGUCAGAUCUUGACACCAUUUUUCAAGCAUUCACACCAAGCAGCAAAUAUUUGCUAUUUUUCUGUAAAGGCACAUUUUUUGCCCGAAAAAUCCAAUUUUAACAAAAAUUACUCCGAGUGUUACUUGCAGUGACUUCGAGCAUUUUCGACAAAACAUUAAUCUGAUUCAAAAUACCGACGAAAAACAUUAAUUCAAAUGUGAAAAAAUCGCAGAAAAUCGAACUUUUUAUUUCAAAAGUGAAAAAAGUUCUUUCCAACCAUAAAUGUCUUUGAAAAAAUUGUUCAAAGCCAGAAUUUCGUCGAAAAGGUAAAAAAACGACAACAAAAAGAUUCUUCAAAAAAUCGAAAAGAAAAUUAAGUAUAUGUAACAGAAAAGAAUAAGGUCCAAUUCAUCUACGUAUCAAAUGGAAAUUUCCAUCAAUCGAUCGAAUCAAAAAAAUCUGUGAAAGUCUCUAAUCUUUUUAAAGCCAUAUAAUUGAAAAAAUUCUUGUGGAAAAAAAAAUUAAUUGAUUUGAAGAAGAAAAGCAAUUAAUUGAUAAAAAGUUAAAUUAAAAUAAAACGGAACCAUGAUUGUGUUAACAUUGUUCAUAGUGUUUGUAGUGACAGGGUUGUUAAAAUAUUUUCUGCAUAUGCGUCACAUGGAGAGUUAUGUAAAACAUUUGCCAAUAAUGCGUCCGGUGUAUCCGUUCCUCGGAAAUGCUCACUUUUUCAUCGGCAAAUCAACGGCCGAAUUAUUUACGGGCAUCGUGAAUUUUGUGAAAGAAAAUGAAACGCCGGCCAAGGCGUACAUUGGACCAGUAUUAAACGUCACGCUUGAUAAGCCUGAAGACAUUAGAACGGUGUUGAUGUCUUCAUCAUGCUUGGAUAAACCCUACAUGUACCGAUUCCUUCCCUCAACCGUUGGCAUACUCACAACGGAAUCUGGUGCCUUUUGGAAGCCAAUCCGUAAGCUGUUGAAUCCAACGUUUAAUUUGAAAAUUUUGCAAUCGUUUGUUCCAAUUUUCAACGAUAAAACAAAUAUUAUGCUCAAGAAUUUGGAUAAGGAAGCCGGAAAUCCAAGCUUCGAUCUAUCAAAAUACAUGCAUGCCUGUACACUCGACAUGGUCUGUGCUACAACAAUGGGCUUUAAUGUCGACGUUCAACGUGACAAGAAUCAGGAGUUUCUUAAGAGCAUUGAAGCAAUGUGCGAAGUGGUCGGCAAGCGAUUCCUUAUGUUCUGGGCACACUCCGACCUUAUUUAUCGAUGGACGGGCCUUUACAAGGUUCAACAAAAACAUUGCGAUAACAUCAACAUUUUAACAAGCCGGGUGA
Molecule: messenger RNA, 1639 nt
Organism: Contarinia nasturtii (swede midge)
Lineage: Eukaryota; Metazoa; Arthropoda; Insecta; Diptera; Cecidomyiidae
Product: cytochrome P450 4V2-like
Exons: 4
Molecular function (GO): heme binding; iron ion binding; oxidoreductase activity, acting on paired donors, with incorporation or reduction of molecular oxygen
Source: RefSeq, a predicted model, not a curated record